Liolophura sinensis is the source of this 505-nucleotide messenger RNA. RefSeq lists its product as uncharacterized. NCBI's taxonomy places the organism in Eukaryota, Metazoa, Mollusca, Polyplacophora, Chitonida, Chitonidae. The record is from RefSeq and is a predicted model, not a curated record. The transcript is spliced from 2 exons.
UUCGUUGCACUGUUUAGAAGCGAUGAAGAACCUCACUCAACAGGAAAGAAGUGAAAUGUUUUCUCUGUUUGGCCAUGAGAGAUCCCAGGAAUGUCAAUCAUGUGACACAAACCCUAUGAUGGCAGUUUCUUCAGAGUGCAGAGUAUCAUUUUUCUCAGGCAAUGAUGUUAAAGGUAAUGUUUCUUAUCAGCAAUGGCGACAUAAAGUUUGAUGCCCAGAAGGAUACCCAGGAAAUAUGGUGAUGGCUGCCAUUAGACAGGGACUACGGGGAACAGCUGAGCAGAAAGGGACAACUUUAGUUGACGAUCAGGAUAUGUUAAGAACAAAGUUUUGGAGUGGUUUGUUUGACCAGGAAGUUCGAUCUGCCAUACAUCACAGAUUUGACACAGAUGAGCCGUUUAACAAUUUGUUUCAUGCCACACGUGCAGCUGAACACGAGAUUAGCCUUUUGGGCAGGGAAACUGUUAAAGUGUUUAGUAGAGGAGUGAAACACCAGAUUCAGUAA